This is a messenger RNA of Penicillium salamii, 1569 nucleotides long. Lineage: Eukaryota; Fungi; Ascomycota; Eurotiomycetes; Eurotiales; Aspergillaceae. The record is from the annotation of a GenBank genome assembly.
AUGGGCUUGUUCGCAAGUUUCCUUAAUACUUUCUGUGAGCAUUGCUCAACACAGUCUGUCUACACUUUGGCCACCGUGGGCGCAUUGUCCUUCAUCGCCCUAUCCAUCGUCGUCAAUGUCUUCCGCCAAUUGUUCCUCAAGAAGGCCCAUGAGCCCCCAGUGGUCUUCCACUGGGUCCCCUUUGUAGGAAGUACCAUCAGCUAUGGUAUGGACCCGUACGCCUUCUUCGACCAGGCACGCGCAAAGUACGGCGACAUCUUCACGUUUGUCCUCCUCGGCAAGAAGACCACCGUCUACCUCGGCACCAAGGGAAAUGAGUUCAUCCUCAAUGGCAAGCUGCGCGAUGUCAACGCCGAAGAAGUCUACUCCCCCCUCACCACCCCCGUCUUCGGUCGUCACGUCGUCUAUGAUUGCCCCAAUGCCAAGCUCAUGGAGCAGAAGAAGUUCGUCAAGUUUGGUCUCACCUCGGAGGCGCUUCGCUCUUAUGUCCAACUGAUCACCUCUGAGGUCGAAGACUUCAUCAAGACCUCCCCCGCUCUCCAGGAUCCCAAGGGUACCUUCAAUGUGUCCAAGGUGAUCGCCGAGAUCACGAUCUACACUGCCUCUCGUUCGCUGCAAGGAAAGGAAGUUCGCGACCGCUUUGACUCGACUUUCGCGGAUAUGUACCACGACCUCGACAAGGGCUUUGCUCCGAUCAACUUCAUGCUUCCCUGGGCCCCUCUCCCCCACAACCGCAAGCGCGACGCGGCCCAGAAGAAACUGACCGAGACUUACACGGACAUCAUCAAGGCGCGCCGCACUGCGGGUGAAAAGAAGGACUCCGAGGACAUGGUUUGGAACCUGAUGUCUUGCAACUACAAGAACGGAAACCCCAUCCCGGAUGAGGAAAUUGCCCACAUGAUGAUUGCGUUGCUGAUGGCCGGCCAACACUCCUCGUCCUCAACCGCUGCCUGGAUCGUUCUGCGUUUGGCCACCUGCCCCGAGCUGGUAGAGGAGCUUUACCAAGAACAGCUCCAGGUGUUGGGCUCUGAUCUUCCUCCCCUCACCCAUGAGAGCCUCAACAAGCUGGAUCUGCACGCCAAGGUCAUCAAGGAGACCCUGCGUAUCCACGCUCCCAUUCACUCCAUCAUCCGCGCCGUCAAGAACCCCAUGCCCGUGGAAGGAACCAACUUUGUGAUCCCUACCACUCACAACGUGCUGUCUUCUCCCGGUGUGACUGCUCGUUCGGCCGAGUUCUUCCCCGAGCCCCUCAAGUGGAACCCCCACCGUUGGGACCAGGCCGAACUUCCCAAGGACGAAGAUGAGGAGCAGAUCGAUUAUGGAUAUGGUCUGGUCACCAAGGGCACAAACAGUCCUUACCUGCCAUUCGGUGCUGGCCGUCAUCGCUGCAUUGGUGAGCAGUUCGCCUAUGUGCAGCUGGGCACAAUCCUGGCUGCGCUGGUGAAGCAUUUCAAGUUCUCCAACCCCAGCAGCGAAACCCCCUUCCCCGAUACUGAUUACUCGUCCCUGUUCUCUAAGCCCGCUGGACAAUCAUUUGUUCAGUAUGAGAAGCGUGGAGUCAAAGCAUAA